This is a messenger RNA of Trichoplax adhaerens, 1032 nucleotides long. RefSeq lists its product as uncharacterized. Gene Ontology annotation, molecular function: electron transfer activity; flavin adenine dinucleotide binding. The coding region runs from base 1 to 1032 and encodes 343 amino acids. Gene Ontology annotation, cellular component: mitochondrion. NCBI's taxonomy places the organism in Eukaryota, Metazoa, Placozoa, Uniplacotomia, Trichoplacea, Trichoplacidae. The record is from RefSeq and is a predicted model, not a curated record. The transcript has 14 exons.
AUGCUGACUUAUUGGCAUCCAUUGAUUUCUUCCAAGUUAAGAACCACUCCAAUUGCUUUAUUAAGCAAUGGCCGUUGCCUAUCAACCUUGAUAGUAGCAGAGCAUAACGGUGAAUCUCUCACUAAAGCAACUUUAAAUGCCGUAACUGCCGCUCAAGCCAUCGGUGGAGAGAUAUCUGCUUUAGUAGCAGGUGCCAAUGCUUCUAAGAUUGUGGAAGAAGUAAGCAAAGUAAAAGGAAUUUCGAAAGUUCUUUAUGCUGAUAACGAAUGUUACAAGGGACUGCUACCCGAGGCGAUAACACCACUUGUAUUAGCUGCUCAGAAUCAAUUUAAUUAUACACACAUUACUGCUACCGCAACAGCCUUUGGAAAGAAUUUUAUCCCAAGACUUGCUGCAAAAUUGGAUGUAUCUCCAAUAUCAGACAUAAUAGGCAUCACAUCGGAGGAUACGUUUACGCGAACAGUUUAUGCCGGCAAUGCAAUUGCUACGGUAAAAUCCAAAGAUAAUGUCAAGGUAUUUUCCGUUAGAGCUACUGCUUUCGAUGCGGCUGAUGUUGGAAGCGAUGCUGUUGGAGUUGAACAAGCGCCAUCUGCUGAAAGUCCUAAUACAUCUUCAUGGGAGGGUCAAGAGCUAAGCAAGAGCGACAGACCAGAAUUAACUAGUGCAAGUUACGUCAUUUCUGGAGGUCGUGGAUUGAAGAGUGGAGAUAAUUUUUCUUUACUGUACGAAUUGGCAGAUACCAUGGGUGCUGCAGUUGGAGCUUCCAGAGCAGCAGUCGAUGCAGGUUACGUCCCAAAUGAUAUGCAAGUUGGUCAGACUGGAAAAAUUGUAGCUCCGGAAUUAUAUAUUGCAGUCGGAAUAUCCGGUGCAAUUCAACAUUUAGCUGGUAUGAAAGAUAGUAAGACCAUCGUCGCUGUUAAUAAAGAUCCUGAAGCUCCAAUUUUUCAAGUUGCUGACUACGGUUUAGUGGAAGAUUUAUUUAAGGCUGUGCCAGAGUUGACCGAAAAAGUGAAAGCAGCUAAAAGCGGUUAA